Austrofundulus limnaeus is the source of this 1226-nucleotide messenger RNA. RefSeq names its product chromosome unknown C16orf46 homolog (gene cunh16orf46). The transcript is spliced from 3 exons. The record is from RefSeq and is a predicted model, not a curated record. Bases 109 to 1128 code for a protein of 339 amino acids. Lineage: Eukaryota; Metazoa; Chordata; Actinopteri; Cyprinodontiformes; Rivulidae.
UCACAGUUUUUUUUUUUUUUUUGGGGAAAUUAUCCGUUUUGUGAGUGGUUGGUGAUUCCGAAUGCUGUACGAAUUCAGYGUGAAUCAUUUAGGAGCUGAAAGGACAACAUGUUAAGUCAGCAAGACGGUGGUGAGACCGAAGGUGGUGAGACAGAAGGUGGGGAGACAGCUGCGAACAGAGAGGACUGGCAGCUGUCACCACAGGAAACAGCAGAGCCAAAAGAGACACCGUGUCGCCAUGUUGACGCCCUCCUGCACAUCAGUGAGGAGAACUUCAUGAAAGAGCUGGAGCCGCAUGAGUAUCAAGGUUACUCUGGUUGGGAAGAUGCUGUAUGUGGUUGGACCAGAGUUGCUCCACUGAGCUGCCUCCUCGUGACUAAGAUGAACCACAGGCAACCAAAGCAUAAGGAGGUGGAAAAUCCGAGCCCUUUGUGUGUGGACUCAAUGGGUCCCAAAGCUGACAGCUCAGCCAGCAUUGCAGAGCAGCACAGGGAGUCUCAUAAUGGCCUGUGUACGUGUAAGAAAUCUGUGUUAGCAAAUAAGCAAAAAGACACUUGGGGUCCAACGGAAUGGCCUGUCCUGAAUGCCAUGCAGGAAGACGAGACACAUUUCCUUCUUAAGGAAAAAACAGUGGAGAGGCCAUUUAAAAACACACCUCUGAGGCCUUGCCAUCCGUCUUCACAACACUCUGUGCCAGAAAACAGACACACUAAGCCCCAGACGCACAGCCACAAGUCCAGUAAUGAAGUGGUUCCCAUUAAGAAACUCACAUCUUUACCACCUCUCCAACCACCACAGAUCAAUCCCAAGAGCAGCUGCCAUGUCUGCAGAAGCAAGAAGGCUCUAGAUGGAGAAAACCUUGACUGGAAAAGUGCAGCCAGGUGGACAGGAGGGAACAUUGUUGCAAACCAAGAUCCUUCCAUCCACUCUGCAGCCCUGACCCCUAAAUACCAUACGUGUCAACACAACCCUCAUUUGUUCUCGGCUCUAAGUGUUUCUCUCCCCAAGAAGAACCAAUUACUUAGGUCUCUGCCUGACACAGUGCACCCCACGAGGUAUUCAUUGRACAAGAGCAUCUCACAAGCUGUGGUGCAACCGCGUAUGCCUUCCAGGUGUCUCUUCUCCUGAGCACAAGACUGYAUGUGCUAUGAAGCCAUGCAGCCCUUUGGAUAAAUGUUCAUCAUGAACAAAGACGACAUUCAAUAAAUUCAGCUUUCAGCAUUUCA